AUGGACGCCUUUGACUCGGGCACGGACCUGAGCGGCGCGGGCGCGGGCGAGCCUGCGCGCACCGAGUCGCGGGCGCCUGCAUCGGUGUCCGCAGCUGCGCCGCCGCCGGCCGACGACACAACGCAGGCGCCGCGCGCCAAACGUCCACGCACGUCGCUGCCGCCAUCCGAAGCGGAGAAGGCUGCCGACGCGGAAGGCACGCGGCCUCGCGCGGACGACUCCGUGGAGACGGUGCGCUCGCGAGCGCGUGUGCCUGUGCCGAACCCGUCCAAGGAGGCGAGCUUCGGCCGCAAUAUGAGUGGCUGGGACCAGCUGUUUGGCGGCAUUCCUACGGCGGCGCCGACCGAGUCCGUGCGGCCCAAAGAUAUAACGCCUGAGCAAAAGGCUGCGGCAGCCGAGGCCGAGGCCCUCAAGGUGCGCGAGGCGCGCGCAAAAGAGGCACAGGAGCGCGCCAAGGAGAAGGAGGAGCGUGCGAAGGAGGCCAUUGACCGCGCCAAGGAGAAAGAGCGCGAGACAGCCGCGAUGGCGCGCGAGGCACGCGAGGCGCGCGAGGCACGCACGCGCGCAGCCGCGGCGUCCGCUCCCCCUCCAGAGCGGCGAGCGCUGUCGGUCACUGCCGAGGCGCUGAAUGAAAAGCGGCGUCAACUGCAGCGCGAGAUUGAGAAUCCCCAGGCAAUGGAUCUGCUUGCGAAUGGCCGCAUUAUGUUUUCGUUUGAGGAGGAGCUUGGCAGCGACCGUCGCUCGCUGCGCGCCUCCAAGUUCGGGGCUGGCUUGCAUCACCUACGUGCCACCUGA
Molecule: messenger RNA, 795 nt
Organism: Malassezia sympodialis ATCC 42132
Lineage: Eukaryota; Fungi; Basidiomycota; Malasseziomycetes; Malasseziales; Malasseziaceae
Source: RefSeq, a predicted model, not a curated record